This is a messenger RNA of Juglans microcarpa x Juglans regia, 2515 nucleotides long. Its product is annotated as F-box protein At2g26850-like. The record is from RefSeq and is a predicted model, not a curated record. NCBI's taxonomy places the organism in Eukaryota, Viridiplantae, Streptophyta, Magnoliopsida, Fagales, Juglandaceae. Gene Ontology annotation, molecular function: protein binding. Bases 960 to 2156 code for a protein of 398 amino acids. The transcript is spliced from 5 exons.
UUCAAGACCUGUUUGAUAUUCUGCCUUGCUCAAGAGAAAGAGAGAGAGAUUGAAAGGUCUGCUGGUGGAGGAGGAUUUGGUGAGUUGUGAUGAAGAAUCUGUUGGACUGAAGUGAGAGGGACCCCACACUUCAUGUCCAUCAUCGUCUUCAUCAACCUCUUAUCUUCUCUUCCUUCUUACCACCACCACCAACCCAACACCACAAGAUCCUAUUAUCUUUGCUUCUGGUGUCUUUUCCAUUAGUUUAUACAGAUUUUGAGGGUGCACCUAAUUGUGCUUCAAAUCCCAAUUUAUUCCCAGAUCUUUUUCCCACCUUAUUAUUCUCAAAAAAGAUUUAUCAGUAGACUUCAAAGAUUUUGGGGAUAUGGGUCUUUGUAUGUAGACUUAUCUUUAUCAUUUAUCUUGGGGUUCAAAGUUUUCCUGGUGUCAGGAAAAAUCUAUAUCAGAUCUGAGUGCCCCCACCUUCGUUAGCUUCCUGAAUUCAUCCAAUACUGUCCCCCCUCCCAAUUUACUCUUUGUAUGACACCUGCUGAGCUUGUCUGUACGGUCGGCUUCCUUACUUGGAGGGCCAUUUUUUAAGCGGAAAGAGGAAGAAGAAGCUAAGAGCUUCUUCGGCUUUUUAGAUUGGAUUGGCUAAGCUGACUUUUCACCAAAGUUAUUUCCUUUGAGGUGUCUCUUUAGUUGCCCAUCUUCUGUUCUGAUUAAAUUUUGACAGGGAGGCCCACCGUUGGGUUUGGUGGGCUUUCUUUCAACCACUAAAAACCCAUAUGUGCUGAAAGUGAUAGGGAGAUCCUUCUUUGCUUGUUUAUGUUAAGGUGGUUGAGGAAGAACUGAAACAAAAAUUCAAUUUCCUCAUUAUUGUACCAUUGCUUUUAAAGUCGAUUGGUUCUUCCUUUGGUAUUGCCAUAUUCAUUGAUGAGCAACCCGUUUUUGACCCCAAAUAGUUGUACCCUUUUCUAAUGCUACUUUACUUAUUGAUCACUUGCUUCCUCUUCAUCCUCUUUAUAAAGUCCCUCCCUCUCAAACCGCUCCCACCACCAGGGGCUAAUGAUAUGAAAUUGUCGUUCCUCUGGUUUUGGAAAAUCUUAUCAUUGUUUCACAUAUCUGAAUUGAUAAAGUAUACGCUGUCAAGUUGCUAUCUUUCUCUAGUUCCCUACAAUAUGUCUCUAAUGAAGAAGAAUCCAAGUUCUAAAGUAGAGAAUGUUGAGGAGACCGGAGAGAUGUCGGUGUUGGACUUGCCAGAAUUGGCCUUGGAAUGCAUUCUUGAGAGGCUACCUCCUGCUGCACUUUGUAGCACGGCUGCUGUUUGUAGCUCGUUGAGGGAGAGAUGUAUGAGUGACCACCUUUGGGAGAAGCACAUGAGACAGAAGUGGGAUAGAAUUAUCGGUCCAGCUGCAUACAGGGAGUGGAAAUGGUAUAUUGCUUUGAACAUGGAUUCUAACAGUCUAAAGCAAGGCAAGCGAAGGGGCCUCAUGUGGUUUCUAUCUCUUAGUUGGCCUUUUUCAUGGUUUAGAUGGAGUGUUGACAAUGGUAGCAAGCAAAGAAGUUCUUUGCCGGUUGAUAAAAUCAUGGGUUGGUAUCUUGCCCUUGAGACUGGCAGGUUCUGGUUUCCUGCUCAGGUCUAUAACCGCGAGAAUGGCCAUGUUGGGUUCAUGUUGUCAUGCUAUGAUGCUGAGGUUAGCUAUGAUUGCCGCACUGACACCUUCCAAGCCAGGUAUCCACCUCAUGGAAGAAGAGCUGUUCCUAUUGAGAUUGGUGUGCCAUGGGAAAGGCUAAGAGCACCACCUGUUGACACUGCUCCACACGACCUCCAUAUCUCUGACUGUUUAAAUGAGUUACGCCCUGGAAAUCAUAUUGAGAUUCAGUGGAGAAGAAAUAAAGAGUUCCCUUAUGGUUGGUGGUAUGGUGUAGUAGGUCACUUGGAAUCAUGUGAUAGAAAUGAGAAUCACUGCCGUUGUCAUAAUAGUGACACUGUAGUGCUGGAGUUCAAUCAGUACACCACUGAUUCGCGAUGGAGAUGCACAACCAUCAACAGGAAAGACCACAGGGAAGAGGGAAAUGAGGCAGAUGGAUUUUAUGGAGGAAUCAGAAAGCUUAAGAACAAGGAGGAGAUUUCCACGUGGAAGCAGCUUUGGCCAACUGAAGUCUUGGAGUAGCAUACAUUAUAUCAAAAGGGGCUAGUAGACAUCACCAUCUGCAAACAUAGGCGAAUAUUCUUCUGUAUCAAGCGAAUUCCUGAAUUUUCACUUUGCAAAAGUGGAUUUCAGAAGUUGGAAAAUCUGCUACUUAUUCAGUUGCAUGGAUGUGGAGGCAUGCUCCCUUUCUUACCCCUUUUGCUAUUACAUUUUUUUUCAUGAUAGAUUUCAGGAUGUUCUUGUAAUGCCAAUCAUGAAAAUUUCCUCCCAUUUAGGCCAAAUUGAUGUACAAAAGUACCCCAACAAUAUGCUGUAAUCAGUAGUUAAUCUCUCCUUGUUUUGGUUGAGAUAGCAAUAGAAGAAUGAUAGCUUUGAGAUCA